Molecule: messenger RNA, 5551 nt
Organism: Cinclus cinclus
Lineage: Eukaryota; Metazoa; Chordata; Aves; Passeriformes; Cinclidae
Gene: NOS2
Product: nitric oxide synthase 2
Exons: 27
Coding region: 1258-4701 (1147 amino acids)
Biological process (GO): nitric oxide biosynthetic process
Molecular function (GO): calmodulin binding; FMN binding; NADP binding
Source: RefSeq, a predicted model, not a curated record
UGUAAAAGGUAUGUGUCCACAUGUUGUCUGACAUUGAAAAUCAGCUCAGCAAUCCCAUCUUCCUCAUCCAGCUGUCCCCCUGGUAUUCCCAAAUACAUCAUGCUGGGAAUAGUUCAUGCUUCAGGAAGUUGCAGUUUCCUUCCAGUAUUCCCAAUACUUUGGAAAAGCACAGGGGGCAAAUCUCACAGGCAGCAACAGGCAGAACAGGAAGCUGUGGAGAGCAAGAAAUUCUACAAAUACUCUACUGAGAAAGAGCUCUUAAAACUAGAUCAAAAGUAAGGAAGUGUAUGUAUGUAAAACUUAAAAUAUCUGUCCUUCGUUACAAGCAUGUGGUUAAAUGUUUUCCUGGUCUGUAUUGUAAAGCUCUACAGCUCUGUAACAUUUCUCUUGAAGUUUCUCACUCUUCCUACAGCCAUAGGUAGUGUACAGGAGGGUGCCUGGAGACUGUCCACACAGGGAUAAAAGCUCUAAGAAGCCCUUCAGCAUUUAUUUCUUUUCAUUUUAACACUGUGUGCGAGUGAACCACUUCAAACAGUGUUCAGUGUGAUACCCUGCCCUUGCCAGGGGCACAAGGAGGACUCGAGGCUGCAGCACACCGAGGGAAGGAAGGGAUGCUGACAGCACCAGGAGCUGCCUCCACCUCUCACACAUCUUGUGCUGCUCACUCAGCAGCCACACACCCUCCACUUCUCCAAGCGACACGGGUCGAGGAUCUGGGGAAUCCCCCUGAUUUCACUAGCCAUGUCCAGCCUUGCUUGGAGCUAUUUUGCAUACAUGGUCCUGCGCUAUAAAAAGCUUUUGCCUCCCGGGAGGGGUACAGAGCCUGAGAGGUGGAAGGCAAGAAACUUUGACAGAGAAGAGCCUCUCCUGGCAGGGCUGGGACACCUCUCACAAAAGCACGGUAAGAAGCACCAUGUCCAGGUGUUCAUUCUGUUAUUCAUUUACUGCAGCUCACAGGUAAAGUCAUUAGAUGGCAAACUAUAUCUUUUUUCUGCAUUAGGAGCAAAGUGUGGGACUCAGUCUCCUGCUCUAGUUCCAGGCUGUCCAGCUGCCCUGAAAACUUUGUCCCUCCUUUCUGCUGAUUUGAAGGUUUGUGCAUGUAGCAGGAAACACUGUCAGUGCUAUCCACAGAACCCGUGGUGCAGGACACAAAGCACCUGCCUGCUCUGAGUGCCACUGAAGGGAAAUAAGUGUUCCCACAUCACACAAGACAAGGUUUCAGCACAGUGAAGUAAAACCACAAAAAGAGCAUACAAAAUGCUGUGCCCCUGGCAGUUUGUGUUCAAAUCUCACACUGCCAAGAGCCGCUACCCCAGAGAGAAGGAUAUCAACAACAACGUGGAGAGAAAUAGGAAGAUCCAUGGCUCAGAAAAGGAUGAUGCCAAAUUGCACAGUCCAAGCAAGAAGCAGAUGGGGAGGCCACCUAUCAUAACUUCAGCAAAGCCCAGUGAGGGAGGAGAGAAUCUUCCUUCAAAUGACAUCAAAGUUUCAAACCAAAUAUCAGGAUGUCCAAGGCAUGUGAGAGUAAGAAACUUGGAAAAUGGAUCCAGCUUUCUUGACACACUACACCUGACUGCAAAAGAGGUUAUCAAUUGCCAGACCAAAGUCUGCCAAGGGUCACUCAUGACCCCAAAGGGCCUGGUGAGAGGUACCAGAGAUGGGCCAGUUCCACCAGAAGAUCUUUUACCUCAGGCAGUAGACUUCCUUAAGCAGUACUACAGUUCGUUUAAAGAGCCAAAAAUCAAAGAACAACUGGGCCGUCUGGAAACAGUGGCCAAGGAGAUAGAAACCUCAGGAACCUACCAGCUGACCAAGGAUGAGCUGACCUUCGCUGCCAAGCAGGCCUGGAGGAACGCGCCCAGGUGCAUCGGAAGAAUCCAGUGGUCCAAUCUGCAGGUGUUUGAUGCACGGGACUGUAAAACAGCCAAGGAAAUGUUUGAGCGUAUCUGCUGUCAUAUUCAGUAUGCCACAAACAAUGGUAAUAUAAGGUCAGCCAUCACGGUGUUCCCGCAGAGGACGGACGGGCAGCACGAUUUCCGUGUGUGGAACAGCCAGCUCAUCCGCUACGCUGGCUACCAGAGGCCAGAUGGCUCAGUCCUUGGAGACCCUGCCACUGUGGAGUUCACACAGUUGUGCAUCGAGCUUGGGUGGAAGCCGAAAUAUGGACGCUUUGAUGUACUUCCACUUGUUCUCCAAGCAAAUGGCCAAGACCCAGAAAUAUUUGAAUUACCUCCAGAAAUUGUCCUCCAAGUGCCAAUGGAGCAUCCAAAGUACGAGUGGUUUAAGGAGCUGGAGCUGCAGUGGUAUGCCCUGCCUGCCGUGGCCAGCAUGCUGCUGGAGGUGGGAGGGCUGGAGUUCACUGCCUGUCCUUUCAAUGGCUGGUACAUGGGCACAGAGAUCGGGGUGAGGGACUUCUGUGACACCCAGCGCUACAACAUCCUGAAGGAGGUAGGGAGGAGAAUGGGACUGGAAACAAACAAACUCUCAUCAUUAUGGAAGGACCGAGCUGUUGUAGAGAUCAAUGUGGCUGUGCUUUACAGCUUCCAGAAACAGAAUGUGACCAUCAUGGAUCACCACUCAGCCUCCGAGUCCUUCCUGAAGUACAUGCAGGGCGAGUUCCGCGCGCGGGGCGGCUGCCCGGCAGACUGGCUCUGGAUCGUGCCUCCCAUGUCAGGCAGCAUAACCCCCGUGUUCCACCAGGAGAUGCUGAACUAUGUCCUCACUCCCUUCUACUACUACCAGGUGGAUGCAUGGAAAACACAUGUGUGGCAUGAUGAGACCCGGAAGCCAAGGAAAAAAGAAAUAAAGUUCAGCAUCUUGGCAAAGGCUGUGCUCUUUGCAUCCUCUCUCAUGCAAGGAGCAGUGGCCACCAGGGCCAAGGUCACCGUGAUCUACGCCACAGAGACGGGCAAGUCAGAGACACUUGCCCACAGCCUGUGCAGCCUGUUCAGCUGUGCCUUCAGCACUAAGAUUCUGUGCAUGGAUGAGUACAACAUUUGUGACCUGGAAAAAGAAACACUUCUUUUGGUGGUUACUAGCACUUUUGGAAAUGGAGAUUCUCCAGGUAACGGAAAGACCUUGAAGGACUCCUUGCUCAGACUGAAACUGCUGAGAAAUAAAAUCAGAUAUGCUGUGUUUGGUCUGGGGUCCAGCAUGUACCCAGAGUUCUGUGCCUUUGCUCAUGCCAUUGACCAAAAACUGGCCCAACUUGGGGCUUCCCAGCUCACUCCAGUGGGUGAAGGGGAUGAACUCAACGGGCAGGAAGAAGCUUUCCACAGCUGGGCAGUCAGUGCUUUCAAGACUGCCUGUGACAUCUUUAAUGUCCGUGGGAGACAGAGUAUUCAGUUGCCUGAGAUCUACACCUCUGAGGAAAGCUGGGACCCCACCAAUUACAGGCUAGUGCAUGACUCCCAGCCCAUGGACCUGGCUAAAGCCCUUGCAAGCAUUCAUGCCAAGGAUGUAAUUCCCAUGAAGCUGAAAUUCAGGCAGAACCUUCAAAGUUUGAAGUCCAGUCGUGUUACCAUUCUGGUUAAACUUCACUGUGAGACUACUGAGGAGGUGCACUACCUUCCUGGGGAGCACAUUGGGGUUUUCCCAGGCAACCAGGCAGAGUUAGUUCAUGGCAUUAUUGCACAUGUCAAGGAUGCCCCUCCAGCUGAUCAGACUAUCAGGCUUGAAACCUGCAUUGAUGGUGGAUACUGGACAAGUCACAAAAAGAUUCCAGCCUGCACACUACCCGAGGCUUUGACAUACUUGCUUGAUAUCACUACUCCACCUUCCCAACAACUGCUAAAAAAGCUCUCCCAGCUGGUGACAGCAGAAGGAGACAAGCAGAGGCUGGAGGUGUUGUGUCAGAGCACAGAAGAGUACAAUAAAUGGAAGUUUUACAACAGCCCCAACAUCCUGGAGGUGCUCGAGGAGUUCCCCUCUGCUGAGGUCUCCACAGCUUUCCUGCUGACUCAGCUGCCAUUUCUGAAGCCCAGGUACUAUUCUGUCAGCUCCUCCUGUGACAUGACAGCCAGAGAGAUUCACCUGACAGUUGCAGUUGUAAACUACAGGACAAGAGAUGGAGAAGGGCCUUUGCACCAUGGAGUCUGCAGCACGUGGCUGAACACAAUAGAGCUCAAUGAAACUGUUCCCUGCUUCAUCCGCAGUGCUAAUGAGUUCCACCUCCCGGAGGAGCCGGCUACGCCCUGCAUUCUGAUCGGCGCGGGCACGGGCAUCGCUCCCUUCAGGAGCUUCUGGCUGCAGCGCCUCUACGAGCUGGAGCACAGAGGGCUCGGAGCAGGGGACAUGACCUUGGUGUUCGGCUGCCGGCAGCCAGACCUGGAUCACAUCUACAGAGAGGAAACUGAGGAAAUGAAGAGAAAGGGAGUCCUGAGAGAUGUCUACACAGCUUACUCCAGACUGCCUGGCCAGGAGAAAGUCUACGUCCAGGACAUCCUGCAGAGGCAGCUGGAGGCCCGUGUGUGUGAGGUGGUGCACGGGCAGCAGGGCCACGUGUUCGUGUGCGGGGACGUGCGCAUGGCGCGGGACGUGGCACGGGUGCUGCGGGCACUGCUCGCCCGGGCCCUGCGCCUCAGCCAGCAGCAGGCAGACGAGUACUUCCAGCAGCUCAAGAGCCAAAGGAGAUACCAUGAAGAUAUAUUUGGGGCUGUGUUCCCACAUGAAAUCAAAAGAUCUUUGCAACCCACCAGCUGAAGAGCAAAUCCACGUCUGGUUUAGAUAAUACUUGCACAUUUGUUGUUAUUUUCAAAGAACAAGGAGUCAAAUCCUCCUUCUUAUACUUGUUUAAUUCAUGCACGUGUAUAGGAUGGUAGGAUUUGAUUCUUAAGCCUCAGACUUUAUUAAGCAAAAUAUUAAAUUUAACUUUUGUUGCUAUUUAUUCUGACAUGCUUUUAAUACAUUAUCUUAAUAGUAAAAGUGCAAAUUAUUUUUAUUACUGCCCAUGCUAGUAUCAAUCUGGAGGUUUUUGUACAUACAAGGAAAAUGUUUUGUACUAAGUUAACUAGAGCUGCAAUCUUUUUUUUUUUUUUAAAUGUACUGUUUAUCUUUUUGAGCUUAUUUAUAUCAGAUUGGUUUACUUGCAUAUUAUCUUCACUUGAAAGAAGGUGAAUGGAUGGUUGUGUUGCUGGGAGUUGUCUGGCCACGUGCCUGGAUCUGGAGCAGUGUUUGCAAAUGAGAUAAUAAUGUGCUGGUCCCCAAGUGGCAACACCUGCUGCAUCCACCUCAGCUGUAUCUGCUCAGCAGGGAGCAGUGGUGAAUUCUGCUUGGUGGGACUCGGGUACAUGAACCUCAGCUGUUGUUGUUACAGAGCCUAUAGCAGGAAGAUUGCAAAAAUUCCAAAGCACUUUGUACAUUUGUAUUCUGCGCUCUGGUUCACUUGAUUCAUUUGUAAUAAAAUCUGCCUUUACACUGAGACAAAGUGUGUGGAUCAGUGAACCUCUUCUUGCUCUUGGCUCCAGCCUGCAAAGGCAGAGGUAACUAAAUCAGCUCUCAGGUUGUGGUGAGGUGGGUUUGGGCUCCAGCCAAUGCUCCUCCCUGAGCUAAG